UGUAAAUAUAAACAACGCGCCAAAAAAUACAAUGACCAAACAAUGUUUCGACUGUACUAUAUUUAAAUUAACAUACAUACUUGUAGGAAACAACCAACACAUUAGAAUAAACAUUAAAUUUCACUGAUAGGAUUAUAUUAUUCUGGAGCUGAUAAAAUUUGAAUUUUUGUAAUUCUGUCAUUUCCGGGCGGGCGGUGAAAUUUUGAAAUUGACAAUUCCUAAAAUAGCAAUGCAUUGAUGAUCUUGAUAACUGUGGAAUCUUGUUCAAGGAAUAAUAAUGGAAAAAGCAUCCCGUGCUAUUAGAAGAAGUGGAACAAAGUUACUGUCCAGUCUUGGAGAUGGAACUAAUUCCGAUAUGAAUGUUAUGAUCUCAGAAGUGAAAAAUUUACGAAAUUCUGUCAAAUCACAAAUAAAUGCUGAAACUUCUGCAUCACAAGACAUGUUAAGAUGGUCAGCUAAUGAAGAAAACAGGGCAAUACAGGAUGUUUGUAAUCAUAUAUCAGAGUUAAAUCUUCAAUGGACUGAAGCUCAAAGGGAAUUUAAUGAUCACUUGAAGGACUACAUGAAGAUGCUGGAGCUGGUAUUAGAAGGAGAGAAACAUGUGAAAGAAGCAAAAAAUAAUCUGGAUAAUUGUGAAAAUAAAGAAAAAGAUUACCAGAAAAAGUUGAAGAAAACAUGUAAGAAGGGUUCUGUGGAGGAGAGGAUGUCCUUUGAAUCCAAGGUUACACAGGCACAAAAAUCAAGAGAUGUGGCUUUGUUAGAAGUUUGUGAAAAAGUGAGAGAAAAUGAAGCAGUUAAAAUGAUACGUUUGAAGGAAGGUUUGACAAAAAUAUCUGAAGCCUAUAUGAUGAUGGGGAAAAAAUGUUCCAUACUGUUUGAGGCAGAAAGGGAUGUUGCUAACCUGAUACCUGAUGUACAUGGACAGAAUCUUGAAGAAAUUAAAUAUACAGGUGCACUCCAUUCCCAAGCAUUUGUAAAAAGGGCUAAAGAAAAAGUACAAGCAUAUAAAGUUAAACCUCUGAGAAGAUCUUCAAGUCUUCCAAGACAGUCCCAGAUAUGUCGAGAGAGAUGCUCACCUUAUGAAACACCUGAACACUCACCUAAAAAACAUUCCUCUAGUGACUCACCAAACAAGUCGUCAAUCAGUAACUCACCGAGCAAGUCAUCUAUAAGUGACUCACCAAGCAAGUCAUCCAUGUGUGACUCUCCAAGUAAAUCAUCAAUGUAUGAGCAAGAUUCUGAUCCACCACCAUACCACACAGUUUACCCCAGUAUCUAUCCCAGCCUACACUUCAUCACCAGUAACCGUGACUACAGUCAGAACCAAUCAGAUCACAGUAACAACUCUUCACCAGAGACCAGCAUUUGUAGAAAGUAAAUGGACAAAAGAAGGAUAAUUCACAUUGGUGCUAAUAUUAGAAUGUAGAUUAUUAAAGAUUGUUUCACAUAGUAUACAAAUGUACUAUUAGCAUGCACUGAAAUGAUGUUAAUUAAUUAUUUGUAAGCUUAUAAGGGCUAGGCACGAAUCAAAGUAGCCGCGAAAAUAAGUUGGUGUAUAGUUCAUUGUAUGAAAACAAGAUAUUUACCAUUUACCGUUUCCAUUUUCAAUUUUAUUUAAAGUCAUAGUUUUUAGCUUAUAUUGUUAUCCUUGAAGUUUUUAGUUUAAUGUAUGGCUUUGGGCAAACAUAUAUUUAUAUCCCAAUAAAAUAGAUAUCUUUAGAUGCUUUGAUAGAAGCAAGGUACAAGUGUCUUGGAAAGGACCACUUUUCAUAAGCCAAAAAAUUCAUACAUUUGAAAUUGAUUAAAUCAACUGUAAUGAAUAAUAGAUUUCAUAAAAAAAGAAAUUUGAAAUUUUCUUUGUUUGUUUUCAAUUAUAUACUAUCUCUGCUGUAAAUUGAGUUUUUACAGCCAUCAAAUUUAAGAUUGAUGGUCACAACUAUCAAAAAACAGUUCAUUUAUCUCUUUAAAUUAUACAGUUUGUUAAAUGAAUUCAGACAAAUUUUA
This is a messenger RNA of Mytilus californianus (California mussel), 2004 nucleotides long. RefSeq lists its product as uncharacterized. The record is from RefSeq and is a predicted model, not a curated record. NCBI's taxonomy places the organism in Eukaryota, Metazoa, Mollusca, Bivalvia, Mytilida, Mytilidae. The transcript is spliced from 11 exons. Bases 278 to 1378 code for a protein of 366 amino acids.